AUGACGUCUGGUGGAGCGGUAUCACUAGCUCUUAAGAGAGCAGAGGAAAACGGACUUUUUUCCGAUGUGAAUCUUUCUGUAAUGUGGAAAAAUACAGAAUGUAGUGAAAGUGAGGCUCUUGGAGAAAGUGUCGAACUACACAUGCGUCAUCAAGUGGAUGUUUUUAUUGGACCAGCUUGCCACUCAGCGUUGAAAGCGGUGUCCUUGUUGGCCUCGUACUGGGAAAUACCAAUUCUCUCGUGGUUUCCCAUAGAAACCAACCUCACCAUGACGACGGAUCACUCUCAGCUAAUCAGCCUUUACGGAUCGUAUUCGGAUAUCAACGACGCCAUAUUCGGCGUUCUUCGGCACUUUUCGUGGUCAAAGAUCGGAAUCCUCAGGUUUGAAGAUGAUUUCAUUUGUAAUUUGCUCUAUGACGUCAUCCAGCGUAAACUUGCGCAUCAUCAAGUUGGCCUUCUUCACAGUGUAGCCUUUGCAGAUGACAGUAGCGCCACCAUCCGUCAAGGACUGGAAGCCAUUCAAGCCAGAGCAAGAAGAAUAUCCGGUGAUGUCACCCUAACGGAAAACGGUGUUAGAAUACCCAAGUACCGUGUACUUCAUUACCAGAAUGGCGAACUUGCGAUAAUUGGUACAGUUACCACUGAUUACGUUCCAUCCCCUGGAAUCAAGGUGAUUUGGAGUGCCGGAGAAACCCCAAAAGACUCCCCGAAAUGCGGAUUUCACAAUGAGUUGUGUAUUCAGCCAGGAGGUUUCCCUAACCAUUCGGCGGUCAUCAUUGGCUCGGUCCUGACCACUGCGGUUGUGUUUGGUCUUGUCCUCACUUGUUUCACAUACAGACGUCUCCAUUACGAGCGAAGUUUAGUGAGAAUGACGUGGUCAGUCGACGAGCGUGAUCUAAAGCUCAGUGGUAAAGCCACAUUACCGACGAGUUCUCCCCCUUGUGCAGGGGGCGCCACUUCUCCCAAACCACUGGUACGCAUGAACACGAGUGGUACCUUAGGCCUCGGCUCUGCUUGUAGUCUGGAUAGAAACCAACAGCUUUUCACCUUGAUCGGGAAUUACAGGGGAUGUGUCGUGGCUGUCAAACGUUUUAAGACAGUCAUAGAUCUGACACGAGAAGUCCUGAAAGAUUUAAAAGCUCUGAAAGAGUUACAUCACGAGAAUUUGAAUGCGUUCAUCGGUGCCGCUUUCAAACAGCAUGGAAGCCUUGUUCUCACACAGUAUUGUUCCAAAGGUAGUCUUCAGGAUGUUCUUGAGAAUGACGAUUUUAAACUGGACAUGACGUUUAAACUGUCAUUUGCCAUGGAUAUUGCCAGGGGAAUGACCUUCCUUCAUGGCAGCCCGAUUAGGAGUCAUGGUAACUUGAAAUCGAGUAAUUGCGUCCUCGACAGUCGCUGGGUGGUCAAGGUCACUGACUACGGCGUCAUCACGGAGCAUCUGACGUCACUUCCUGAAGACAUGGGACCCCAUCAAUAUUACAGCCACAAACUAUGGACGGCCCCUGAAUUGCUCCGCCUGGAACACCCUCCACGUAAAGGGACGCAACCGGGUGAUGUCUACAGCUUUGGUGUCAUUCUUUCAGAAAUCUUGUUAAGAACAGGUCCUUUCUCUUAUAACAACAAAAACCCGGAAGAAGUCGUAGCUCUUGUAAAGACGUCAGGAAUUCCGUACCGGCCGGCCAUACCCUUCACCAGUGAUGUCACACCUGCCUCUCGUGAUCUUAUGACGUCAUGCUGGGAGGAGUGCCCUGACCUUCGACCAAAUUUUACAAAGGUCAAGAAGCAAUUGGUACAGCUAAAUGGAGGAAGGAAGACGAGUAUGUUCGAAAACAUGUUGAAGAUGCUGGAGAGUCACACGAAUAACCUGGAGGAGUUGGUAACGCAGAGAACCAGAAUGCUGGAGCUGGAAAAACAGAAGACGGAUAAAUUACUCCACCAAAUGCUGCCAAAACCGGUCGCCAAUCAGCUUAAACUUGGAGAAAUUGUUCAGCCGGAAACUUACGAAGAAUCCACAAUCUUCUUUUCGGACAUUGUCGGCUUUACAGCGAUUUCCAGCAGCAGUACCCCAAUGCAGGUAGUGAAUCUAUUGAAUGAGCUCUACAUUACAUUUGAUACGAUAAUUCCUAAACACGAUGUUUAUAAGGUGGAGACAAUUGGAGAUGCUUACAUGUGUGUUAGCGGAGUGCCGACCAGAAACGGAAACCGUCAUGUCGUAGAGAUCUCCAACAUGGCUUUAGAACUCCUGAAUGACGUCAGAUUUUUCGAAAUACGUCAUAUGCCCGGAGAGCAAUUGCAGUUACGCAUAGGCGUACACACGGGCCCCUGCGUCGCGGGAGUUGUCGGCCUUGCUAUGCCUCGUUACUGCCUGUUUGGAGACACUGUCAACAUGGCGUCCAGAAUGGAGUCAACGGGAAAAGAGCUGAGCAUUCAUAUCAGUGACGUCACAAACGAGGCUCUCUGCCAAGCCGACAGUGGGUUUGUCACAGUGCGAAGAGGAUGGAUUGACGUCAAGGGUAAAGGACAGGUUCUUACUCACUGGCUGAUCGGUAAGACGUAUCCCACAGGUGUUACCAACAGCAGCGAACCCAAACCAGAGUCAGAUAUCAUGGGCAGUAUCGGCUAG
This is a messenger RNA of Liolophura sinensis, 2622 nucleotides long. Its product is annotated as atrial natriuretic peptide receptor 1-like. The record is from RefSeq and is a predicted model, not a curated record. Lineage: Eukaryota; Metazoa; Mollusca; Polyplacophora; Chitonida; Chitonidae. Gene Ontology annotation, biological process: receptor guanylyl cyclase signaling pathway; protein phosphorylation; intracellular signal transduction. Gene Ontology annotation, molecular function: protein kinase activity; ATP binding; peptide receptor activity. The transcript is spliced from 20 exons. Bases 1 to 2622 code for a protein of 873 amino acids. Gene Ontology annotation, cellular component: plasma membrane.